CGGCGUUAGUUUUAAUUUGUCUGCUAUGCGGACUUACACGUUGUUAUGUGUGGAGUAUAUUCUGACUAUUUGGAAACCACGGGUGUACUCGGAAUCUUACUGACUGAGGAAGAUGUUCGAGAGAGAGUCAACCUGAGGCGCCAAAAUCUCGGUGAUCAUCCAGCUUUUGGGGCUGAUAUCCGAUCGUUAUCUCUUCCUGGAGUGUAUGAAAAGAUCACUCAUUUAGGAAACUCCUUGAAAAAAUUUGUUUAUCUGAAAUCUCUUGACCUCUCACGCAAUGCACUGACUACACUGGAGGGCCUUAAACAUCUCAUAUAUUUAGAAAAGCUCAAUCUCUACUUCAAUCACAUCUCCUCUUUAUCAGAAGUGCUACGACUCCACAAUUUAACUGCACUUCAAGUUGUGGAUUUCCGACUGAAUCCUGUUGUUAAAAAUGAAUCAGAUUAUCGCCUUUUUGUUGUACAUAUGCUUCCUAAUCUCAGACAUUUAGAUGAUUGUCCUGUAACAGAAUGUGACCGAAAAGCAUCUCUUUUGCAUUUUACCUCAGAUCAAGCCUAUACAUUCAAGAAAUCUGCAGUUUUAGCCAAAAGAAUUAAACCUAGCAGGUUUAUUCAUCCAAGAGUUGAAUAUAUUAAUUCUAUGUCAAAAAGGUAUCUGGCAGUGGAUGAAGAUGAUGAAACAGCCUUACGUCUUUUAGCAAAAUGUGAAUGGGAUUUAAGAAAACAUGCAGAAACAAGUGUAUCAUCUAAAAAGGAUCCUGAAGUAGAGCUUCACAGUUUAAAAAGUAUUUAUGAAAUGAAAGAGAAUUCUAAGAAGUGGAAAUCAGAAUUCUCCCUUCCCCAAUUUUUCCUAUUACAAAAGAAAUCUUUAUUUCAGAACACCCUGUCAGAAGACAGAAAUACACUGAAAGGAACAACAACUGAUAAAGAAUUAGUUUUUAAUAUUGGUUGGAACACCCUGUCAGAAGACAGAAAUACACUGAAAGGAACAACAACUGAUAAAGGAGUGAAUGAAUCAUUACUCAUUUCACGGAAAAUGGUUGGACCGGUUCAAAAAGCAUCUAGAUUAAAAGAACAGAGAUUUAAUGGCAAAGAUGCUCUACCUCAAGGAACAACCCAUCUGAUGAAUACAAAUUUAUAUGAAGCAACACCCAUGCAAUGUUUACUUGACUUGGUUGACAAAUACUGGAAUGGUUCCAAAUCACUCCAUUGCAAUGAGACUUUUUUAGCUCAAGCGGAAAUGGUUUUGUCUGCAGUUCAGAAAUCUCUGCCAGCAGGUCAACAGAAAUAUUCUACAGAGAAUCAAGAGCUGAAUAAACUUCUCUUAGAGAAAGAAGCCUUACAACAGUGUCUAUCUCAACAAGAGAAACAAUAUAGCAUCAGGAUUAAAAAUCUAAAGUCAGAGUUGAGCAAAAAUAAGAAAGAUAUGGAUGUACUGAAGCAAUAUUUAAAUAAGUUACUGAAAGAAAAAGAAGGCUUAAAAGUUCAUAAAUUCAAAGUGGAAGAAAGCAUUCAGAUUUCAGAUAUUGCUGAUACAUCAUCUUUACAGAUUACUGAUUUUGAAGACGACCAUCAACUUUUAAUUGAUGAAAAUGCUAGUAUGAAGAAAAAUCUCCAAAAUUUUAACAAGAUGCGAGAAAUGACAGAAAUGUUACAGGAAAGCCAUAGAACAUUGAUUUCUACCAAUGAGCAUCUCUUAAAACAAUUAAAUGAAAUGCAUCUAAAACAUAAAGCUGAGGUGGAGCAGCUACAUUGCAACUACAAUCAGUUAAAGAAAACAAUGGAUACUCUAUCUCCUAAGUCAUAAACAAUGAGAAUUAAUAAUAAUAAAAGAAAUUUUGUGUAAAGAAUGUCUAAAUGAUAAAUAUCGUUGCGAUUAGUGACAUGAAAAAGACUUUAAUUGUGAAGGAUAUGUUCAUUAUGUUAUUAUUAAAUGCAUGAACUAUAUAGAACAAUAAGGAAACAAGGGGAUUGUCUAAAGAUAAGAAAUGAAUGUAGAAGCCACUCAACAACUGGGGGGGGGGGGAAAGAUGAACAUGAUAUUCAGGAAAUAGAUGAGAAAUUAGAAGAAGCAGUGGAAGGGAAAAAUCAAAACAAGAUGCAAGAAGAGAAAGAUAAUGAAGAGAAAGGAUUAAUAAGUAGGAAUCAAUCAGAUAAUUCCUUAAAAGUUUAAAAUAGGACAGAGGGGGAAAAAAAUAUCUCUUAAAAAAAAGUUUAUAGAAAAAAAAAUUCUUUAAAAGAAAGAAAGUCUUAUUGAUGGGUGUUCAAAUAGUACAGCAGAGAGAGACAAAGGGCAAUCAGAAGCACUGUUCCCUCUAAACUGCGCGCGUGCGCAAAUGCGCACUGCUGACACGGUCUCCGCACACAGAAAAUCUGUGCUGCGCACAAGAAAAAAAAUCUAACCUGAAUUGAAAAUAAAAUAAACGCAUAUAAUUCAUUCUGUGCUAUUUUUCAAUGUGAGUCAGUGAGUGACCGGUGACUAGCUGUUCCAGUCAAUUAUGCGAUUCACAUACGUAUUUACGCAGCUAAUCAACGUCAUUGACAGGCGUCCAUUUGUGGCUACCAGUGUUUUAGCUAGCCGAUGUGGCCAAUGUGGAGUGAAGACUCGCUAAUAAUGCUAAGUGCUGUUUAUGCUAACCCCUUGUAAUAAUGGCAAAACGAACGGGCAGUGGCACAUCCCCUCACCAAGCCAAAGUAAAAAAGAAAUGCGAUUCUUUUAAGAUGGAAUGGCUGUCGGAGUAUGUGCAAACGGAAGAAAAAACUGUGAAACUGGGUGAGAUUUUUUCUUUUUCGAGCGAGAAAGGUCUGCUCUGCAAAACAUGUUGCGAAGCCAAAAUAGCAAGCGAGUUUUCGGAGGGGAAAAUGUGGACAGAAUGGAAGCUGGACUACCUCAAGCGUCACAUUCAGCACAAAAGUCAUUUGAAAGCGGU
Ahaetulla prasina is the source of this 2929-nucleotide messenger RNA. RefSeq names its product centrosomal protein 72 (gene CEP72). The record is from RefSeq and is a predicted model, not a curated record. Gene Ontology annotation, molecular function: protein binding. The transcript is spliced from 15 exons. Bases 46 to 1806 code for a protein of 586 amino acids. Lineage: Eukaryota; Metazoa; Chordata; Lepidosauria; Squamata; Colubridae.